CGUGCAUAAAUUAUGCUACCAGAAAAAGUGUCUACCCGUGGCCACAUUCGGAUGGUUUUUGGGGGCAGCAAUUGUGUCGCCGAACUGUGGGGAGGGCUGUGUGCUUUAUAAACGGGGACGGGUUUUGCAUAUUUUGCUAGGUUAACGAAUUGCAGUGGUGUUUUGCGUCCGAAUGAUGCAAAUGCAAGUGCACAACGGUAGCAUUUUGACAGCACGGUCCUAUCUAUCCUAUCGAUAUUGUUUGACCCGUUAUCAUUGAAUCGAUCUUGUGCUCUUUUAUUUUUCACCCUUUCGUCCAGUCUAGUUGCCGUUUUGCCGUGGAGAUGUGUUCGAGCGUAAUUGUGCCGAAAAGCAAGUGAGCGAAGCUAAGGUGUGCGUACUGUAUACAUGCGUGCGUGUGUGCGUACGUGUUGUGUGCAGUGGGUUUUCCCCCCGUUUUUGGAGCAGCACCGUUUCAUUUUGGCUGGUGGUGUACUGUAGUGUGCGUGAGUGUGUGUGUUGCGUGUAUGUGUGAAGCGCAGAAACCGUAUGUGUGUCCCCUCUCCCCGUUGUGUUGACGUAGCGGUGAUUUCCCUCGACACGGUGCGCUUUCAACCACUUUUGCUGUUGCUGCUGCUAGUGCUGGAAAAACGGAAAAUUGCCUAAAAAUCGUUCCGGAGUGGAUUUGUUGUGUGUGUGUUGCCGUUGCUUUUGUGUGAGCCGUCAGCAUUCGUGGAGUCCAAUUGAGCGUUAAAAACACCGAAAGCUAGCUACGGAAUAUGGUGCACUGAAGGCAAGCGGAUAGGUGGUUGAGGUGCACACUAGACGGUGAUAAACACACGUGUGUGUGUGCAUCCGUACGGGUAAAUCAACAACCAACAGCAAGCGUGUGCAUUCACAAGCACCCUUAACUUAUCGGACAAACCAUUCAAAAUUCUAUCUGAUUCAACAUGGGGAAACUGCUGUCGAAAAUUUUCGGCAACAAGGAAAUGCGAAUCCUGAUGCUUGGUCUUGAUGCUGCCGGAAAAACUACUAUACUGUAUAAGCUAAAGUUAGGUCAAUCGGUAACCACAAUUCCAACGGUCGGCUUCAACGUCGAAACCGUAACGUAUAAGAACGUCAAAUUCAACGUGUGGGACGUUGGUGGACAGGACAAAAUACGACCGCUCUGGAGGCACUACUAUACGGGUACUCAAGGACUAAUUUUUGUGGUAGAUUGUGCGGAUCGCGAUCGGAUAGAUGAAGCGCGGCAGGAACUGCAUCGGAUAAUAAACGAUCGCGAAAUGCGGGAUGCGAUCAUACUGAUAUUUGCAAACAAGCAAGACCUGCCAGAAGCAAUGAAACCUCACGAAAUUCAGGAAAAGCUUGGAUUGACGCGAAUACGCGACCGGAACUGGUACGUGCAGCCUUCCUGUGCCACCACCGGCGACGGUUUGUACGAGGGACUGACGUGGCUAACGUCCAACCACAAAUUAUGAGAAUAAUUGUAAGCAACGCACCGGACGGCAAGUGGACCGGGCCGUGAUCGAAGUCGUCGCCUAGCAAGAACAUCCACAAUAUAUUUAAAACGUACGAUGCAGCAAAGUAAAAGAAAGUCCUUCUCCUCCUGCUCCCCUUCUCACUGUUCUCAUCAAUUGUCUCCUUCAUUCCUUCGCUCACCGAGGAAGGGGGGCGUACCUUGCCGCUUGUUGGUGAAAAGGAAACAUGAUCCUUAUCGUAUAACACAGUAGGACAAAUAGAGUAGAUUUGUGCAGCAAGUUGGGUGAAAGGUGCCGAUAAUGAGAUGCAGAAACAAAGCUGUGCAGUAGGGAGAGGAGAGUACAAAAACACUCACAUGUAUCGGUGUGUUGGCAAAUAGUGCACACACGGCGCGCCUAGAUACAGUGCUAGGACACAAACCUAAGGCUAAGCUCGUUCUCUCACCCAUCGUCACCAACUUUUUCGCGCAGGAUAGGUAUAGCAGGAAUGUUGUUAUGCGACACAAACGUAGCGCGUACGACAAGUGUGCGUAAGAAGGGUAUAAAUUAUCUAAUUCUAAUCUAUGAAAUUGAUCCAACGGGAGAGGAAGUAAUGUUAAACGCGAUCUUCUCUUUAAAAACAAAAUUAAUGGAAAGUUCGUAAGAAAGCAUCGUUGCAAAAGUAAGAAACAUACAACAAAUUUCAACUAUGUCUUUGCAUACAUACACACACACAACUAUGUAUGUAAAUAUAUAUACAGUAAAUAAGCGUAGUCCAAUGUGUAAUGCUUGUUAGUGGUGCCCUUUGCCGUGAUGGUAAAAGCGUCCGUUAUGUCCGUGAAAAAAAAACAAGAGCAAAGACAGUGCAGUGCUGAAGAACCGACCCAUACUGUAAGCGCUAAAUCAUAACUAAUUGCACACGCUCUGUUGUAGUGUUUACCUAAUUGCCUAAUUCAAACGACCGUAACGCAUUCAAACCCCUCGCCUCCCCGUCCUUGUAGAUUUCUGCCACUGGGAAUCAUUACAAAAGGAAUGUUAAUUUUGUUUUGUUUUGUGCACUUUGGCAAGAAAAUUACAACAGUGAGAACGUCAAAACUGUAGUACGAAUCAUCAAUUAUGAUUGCUAACAUUUUUAAUUCAUUACUUUGAUUUGAUUGUCGUUGAUAUGUCGGCAUUGUCAACGUAACGCUGAAAAAAAAUCAUCUCAACUCUAUUAGACAACAGUGCACUUCGAACUUGUACAUCCGUUCUUCCCAUUUCGGUUCUACGUAGGCUUGAUGUCUGAAUUUAUUAGGCACCGAUUAGAGCGUGGAAACGUUUCUUGAUUCCAUCGCAUUUCUUAAAAGCAUGUUUUGGUUUUUAGCGUGGUUAAUGUAAUUAAUUGUAUCUACCCAUAGCAAGCCUCUCCUUUCGUGAUGGGAAACUAGCGGAAACGGAAAUUGAAAAAACACCACAGUAGAAAUCACUUGUACACGUCGUAUUACUAAUACGUGAGGUACAUUUAAUAUAAUAGUAACAAAAUGUUGAAUUACAUCGAGUGUUUAGUUUGGGGUCACAAUGAUAAUGGUACACUGGAACGCUUGUGUGCGUGUGUGCGAUAAUUAGGCGAUGAAGCGCUCGUACAGAGGAACUGAGUACCAACCUGUGGUAUUUGGAUGACCAACAGCUUGAGUUUGUGUUGCUUGUUUUGCCAAAUAAAGCGUUAUGAUAGGAAUCAAAUGGCCGGCAAAUGGGUGGAUUCCAUUGCUUUGCCACAAAUCAACAUAACUAUAUAUAUUUAACAACAAAAACAAAAAUUCAAUCGUAAACGUGAAGCAACGAUAGGAUGCUGUUAGUGCCGAGCAAGAAUGAAAACGAUCAGCAUAAAGUAGGUAACAAAAGGGAAAACAAUGAUCGGCAAAAGAAGCCCGUUCGUUGACUGUUGAAUGUUCAUUUAAUCUGUAUAUACACAGUUACAAUAAAGUACAUCCCGGUGCAAAGUGUCGACAGUAUAGUGGCGAAAGCGCAACACAAAGAUCAUUUGCUUUUGAGGGACAAAACAAUCGAAAUAAGCGAACAGCUACGCAAAUGAGCAGUAAACAUUCACGCAUAAACAACAGCUGCACUCGCGCUGCAUUCACCCUAACGAGAAACAGCCUUUAUUUACGUUACGCGACAUAGGAAUGUAUUCGACGAUUGUGUACAUUUCUACCGAGAACAGUUUGGUAGAUAAAUUUCGAUCAUUGAUAAGGGAUAGGUAUAGUGAAAGUGUGGAAAAUCCAAAAGCAGCAGCGAUCUACAUGAACGAAGAAGCGGUGAUAACAUAGGACACGAAAGCGAAGGACGGAGAAGCGAUCAGUACUCACGCCUACAAGCAGCGAGGAACGGUUAGAUUAGAAGUGAGAAUUAGAAACUUGAUAACUGUCGGAAAAGAACUAUGUUUUAUUAUUUCUGCCUGUGAGAGACGAACGUUUGUAAAUAUUAUUGUACGGUAAAAGAGUAAUAAAAACAAAGCAACUAAUUGAUACUAUGUAAGAAUAACAGAAUAAACGAAUGGGAAACAAAAACGAAA
Anopheles funestus (African malaria mosquito) is the source of this 3987-nucleotide messenger RNA. RefSeq names its product ADP-ribosylation factor 6 (gene Arf51F). Gene Ontology annotation, biological process: vesicle-mediated transport; intracellular protein transport. Gene Ontology annotation, cellular component: cytoplasm. The transcript has 5 exons. The record is from RefSeq and is a predicted model, not a curated record. Gene Ontology annotation, molecular function: GTP binding; GTPase activity. The coding region runs from base 930 to 1457 and encodes 175 amino acids. Lineage: Eukaryota; Metazoa; Arthropoda; Insecta; Diptera; Culicidae.